AUGCCCAAGAAGCGGGGAGGCGAUGACGUCGUGCGGAGCGACGACGCGGUCGCCGAACAGGCGCGCUCGUUCGACACGCCGGGAACCCCGUGGUACGCCGUAAAGCACGGCACCCUCGAGGACCUCAUGGACAUCUGGCCGGCGACGCGCUGCGCGCGCCCUCAUCACGCGGGCGUGACCGCGGACGACCCGUGCGAGCUCUGCGGGUGUCGCGCCGACGUGUUCGACACCGGCGCGGUGGGCGAGAACAUCCUCCACAUCUGCGUACUCUUCCACACCACGGAGACGCUGCGGAUGGCUCGAUACCUCGUCCUCAAGUUCGGCGCUGCGCUCGUCAACGCGCCGUACCAGCAGCGGCGGCGCGUCACCGACCCGCCCGGACUCUACGAGGGGGAAACCGCGCUCCACAUCGCCAUCGUUCACCGCGAUGCGGAGCUCGUCUCCUUCCUGUUAAACCACGGCGCGCGCCUGGACGUUCACGCGAUCGGCACAUUUUUCGCACCCGGUCGCGUCUACUUCGGCGAGACGCCGCUCGCGUUCGCCGCGUCCACCGGAGCGACGGAGCUGGUGGAUAUCCUGCUGAAGCACGCGUUUGAUCGCGGGGGUAAGAAGCUCCGCGACGCCGUCCUCAACGACGCGGACGCGCUGGGCAACACCGCCGCGCACAUGGCCGUCGUCAACAAUCGCCUCGACUGCUACGAUCACCUCGUCGACCAGUGCGGUGCGAGCGAAAGCGUCGAGAACAACGCGGGUCUGACGCCGUUCCUCAUCGCCGCCCGGGACGGCAACGCGCACGCGUUUAACCGCGUCCUGCGCCGCAAGUUCGCCGCGGUCUGGCGGUUCGGACCGGUCACGAGUUACAACCUGAACCUGACGGGCAUCGACACCGUCGGGGCGAGAGCGUCGGACAGACCCGAAAACGCCGUCGACGUUCUGGUUCGUUCGCACCGCAUCGAGCUGCUGUCGCACCCGGUGCUCGUCGCGGUGCUGGACCUGAAGUGGCGGAGGUUCGCCAAGGCGGCGUUCCUGAGGCACCUGGCGUGUUACGCCGCGUUUCUCGCUUUGUUCGCCUGGCUCGUCGCGGAACACGUGGGCAGACGCGAGCGAAGCGAGUGGAGGAGCGGUCGAAGGAUCGCGGCGGAGUGGUGCUGCUUCGCCGGCGUCGCCGCGAUGUCGUACCUGCACGUCCGAGACCUGCGCUUCUACGCGAGGAAGUACUACAGGAGCCUGACGGUGCGCAACGGAAAGUCUAGCGACGUGCCGACGUACAGCCUCCCCGGACGCGGCGUCGACGGCCGAUGUAACCCGCGGCAGAGACCGGUGCAGGUCCGGUGGGUCGGGAGGGGGACGAGGAUCGGACGGGAUUGGACGCAGGGGCGCGGUGGGCCCGUCCCCGAGCCGUCCGAUUCGACCGUCGUCGCGACGGUAUCCACGACGUCGAUCGACGAGGAGGCUGACUUUGCCGCGACUGACGCCGACACGAAGACACCCCCCGGGUCGCCUCCUCCGAACAGUUCUAAAACCCUUCGAAAGCAGGACUCCACGCGUUCGAUUGGCAGGUUCCGCGCGUUCGACGCGGGCCAGGGCGGCACGGGUGCCGAGUCCGGGGAUUCGGCGCGAAGGAAGGCCAGGAGGCGCGGCGGCUUCUUCGGGCGAAUGCUCAGCGGCUCCGGCGGUAUCGUUCAUUCCCGCAGUUCCAAUCAUUUUCUGUUCGAUUCGCUCGGGUCCACCGGCUGCGGCGGCGGCGGCGACGACGACGGGUUCGCGUUCGGCGGCGUCGUCGACGUGCGCUCCGCGAUCGCGCGAGGACGGUGGAGGCUGCUCCGCGAGCGGUGGAUGGAGCGAAACUGGCCGGGCGUCGCGCGGAAAAGGCUCGGGCUCUCGCACUCGCUCUCGCGCGCCGACGACUUUGACGACCGGGUGGUGGUCUUGUUGCGGGUCAACGUGCUUGGCGCGCGGGGUUUGCCCGCGGCCGAUGCGAACGGCGCGUCCGAUCCGUACUGCGUCGUGCACGCCGCGCCCGGGGUCAUCGCCAGGACGCAGCCGGUCAUGGAAACCCUGGAGCCGCUGUGGCACAGGUCAUUUUCUUUCACCGCGCCUCCCGGGCUGCGAAGGUCGGGGAACUGCGUGUUCCUGUCCGUCAUCGACUACGACGGGUACGACGAGGCGGACGAGGACGGCGACGAUCGCCUCGGAUUCGCCGCCGUCCCGCACCACGACGUUCAGUACGUCGGGUCGGGCAUCGCGGCUCCGGGACCGACGUGGCUGGACCUGAUGCCGACGCGAAGGGAAGCGGAAUCCCGAGCGCUCGAGCACUCGCGACGGUCGCGGGCGGCGGAGAGCGCGGCCGUUGCCGAGGGUACGCCGUCGUCGUCGCCGUCGUCGCGGCCGGUGGGGCAGAUCCUCGCGGAGGUGUACUACGAGGUGGUGAACAAGUCGAAGGGCGGGGUCCACACGGACUUUUACCCCCGCGACGAAGCCGCGAUUGACGGCAACAACCAGCGGCGACUUGUCGGACCGCAGCCGCCCCUGCGCAAGCGCCUCGGCGCGCUCGGAUACGAGGUCGUCGGCGGGGACGCGCGCGCCGUUCUGACUGGCAAAACGUCCGACAAAAACGUCGCGGAUGGCUUCCCUUUUGGCGAGGACGGAGACGGCGACGGGUUUGGAUCGGAUUCCGGCGAGGAGGGGGAGGGGGAGGCGGAGACGACCGUGGCCGAGGCUGUCGCGGAGGUGCGCAGGGCCAUCAAAAACUCCAAGCGCGGCGCGAGACACGCGUUCCUCGCGAUCAAGUGCUGGAUCACGAGCGUUUUCGUCCCGCAGCCGCUCAUGUGGCUCAACCUCGCGCACCUGAUUUUGCACGCCUUCCAUUUCGUCGACUGGAACUUGUCCGAGGCGCCGAGCGCUAGGGACGACGUGGUGUUCUCGCUCGCCGCGCUCGCGGCGUGGGGAUUCUUCAUGUACUUCGUGGCGACCAGUCGCCGCGUGGGCUUCUUCGUCGUCAUCGUGGCGCGAUGCAUCAAGGACGUCGUCAAGUUCUCGGCGCUGUGGAUCAUCGCGAUGCUCGCGUUCUCGCAGGCGUUUUACAUCUUGGGCGCCGGUUGGCUCGGCGACCCGGCGCUGAAACCCGCGAGCUUCGGCGCCGUCGCGUGGAAACUGUUCGCGGUGGCGACCGCCGCGGAGGGUUUCUUCGACGACGUGAUGCCCGACACCGAUGUUUCGAGCGGCGGAGUGGAGUUUACGUACACGGCUCUCGUCGUGGCGUACCAGGUUUUAAUGUCGGUGCUGAUGCUGAACGUCAUCAUCGCCAUGUUCAACCAGACGUUUUCGCGCGUGAGCGACAGGUCGCGGGACGAGUGGACGCUGCAGUGGGCGCUCAAGGUGCUGCUGGCGGAAGCGAGGCUCGAACCCGUCGAGCGGUUCCGGCACAGGCUGGGCGCGGAGGUGGACGGACCGGGAUCGGAGCGGGCGCAGAACUUUGAGAUUAACUUUGCGGAGGGGAUGCAGGAGAAGGGGAGCGUCGAGGCUGCGAUUCGCGAGCUGCUCAGCGAAGAUCCCAAACGAUGA
Molecule: messenger RNA, 3564 nt
Organism: Micromonas commoda
Lineage: Eukaryota; Viridiplantae; Chlorophyta; Mamiellophyceae; Mamiellales; Mamiellaceae
Product: transient receptor potential Ca2+ channel family
Exons: 1
Coding region: 1-3564 (1187 amino acids)
Biological process (GO): calcium ion import across plasma membrane
Cellular component (GO): membrane
Molecular function (GO): protein binding; monoatomic ion channel activity
Source: RefSeq, a predicted model, not a curated record